UUAUCGACUCGAAACGGAGAGUGUUGAAUGAAGCACCUGUGCUGGAUAGAUUGACCGCACUAUAGGAACAGAAAGCUCAUAUUUCCUGCCACGUUUUCUAGCAAGCAUCGCCUGGAAAAUUCAAAAGUGGACAGUGAUCUAUUUACGGGAGUUGGUCUCAGCGGCAACAGUGGCCACGGCGAGCGAUGAUAAAACUUCAUCUUACAAGUUUCGGUGCUCUUCUGUGCGUGACUGCACUAGUGGUGCUUAUCAGGUCGACGCAGGGCUGUGAUCUGGACCAAACGCAGCAAGGAUGCCGGAUAGAUAAUGGUCAGUGCACUUGUGCGUUCGGUUGCAAAUCGGAGUUUCGCUACGCCACACGGAAAGAGUGUCAGGAUGCGCUAAAGGGCCGCACCAACGAUAUCUGUAACCGGCAGCCGUGCAUGAAUGGAGGAACAUGUACGCAGGUCUUGGCCAUGCCGCAAUACAAAUGUCGUUGCGAAGGAACAGGAUACUGGGGCAACCGCUGUCAUCGAUUAUGCCCCAAACCCGACCAGAUCCAGGCAGGCAGCAAAUUUCCCUACGAAUGCGUCGUUAUUUGAAUGUCAUCAAACGCGGAAAUAAAAGGCGCUCUACUACUUUAGUUACACCAGCAGUUAAUCAAUGAGUUAAUAAUUUUCUUGCAAACCUAUUGUUCAUAGAAUCGGCACGUCAAAAUCAAUUGUCACAGGAGAGAAUCAAGUACAGCCAAACUUCAUCAACUGCAAACACUAGGAACAAUCAUUCUGAAAAUGAAACACCCAACGAACAUCGAAAAAGGAAACAAUUGUUAGGAAAUUGACCACAACUAACAACUUACGGCUAGCUUUAAUACGAUAUCCCAAACGACUAUAAAUACUCCACACCAAAUAGAUAAGGUUGGCUUCGAAAAGCCAUCGGCGGCAUCGGCGACAAGAUUCAUGGACAAGGCAAUGUCCAAAACCGGUACAAAACCGACACCUGAAACGGGAAGCUCGUUCAUCGAAUGUGGAUUUAUCAGUAAGCUUAAAUGAUAUGUGUAGUUUAAGAUGGUUACGCCACUAGAUGCACUGUGCGAAAUUCAGUGAUUGUUUGUUAACAAUGCGCUCACAAUCGAAGACAGUGGUAAUAGUUAAAGGUUUGAAUCAAACUACCAGUUAUUAGACAUUUUUUACAAUUGAUAAUGAUAAUUUACCACAUGACCGUUGAGAUGGUUCGACAUGUAGCGUAACAGUACAGUUACAAGUCCAUAAACAACGUAUACUUACGCUUGAAUAAAGCUAUAAUACGUUUUCUAUAUGUGCUCAGAGAAAAAUAAACAUUUCCAAACUGCAAC
Anopheles nili is the source of this 1333-nucleotide messenger RNA. RefSeq names its product notch homolog 2 N-terminal-like protein A. The transcript has 4 exons. The record is from RefSeq and is a predicted model, not a curated record. Bases 186 to 581 code for a protein of 131 amino acids. Lineage: Eukaryota; Metazoa; Arthropoda; Insecta; Diptera; Culicidae.